Molecule: messenger RNA, 561 nt
Organism: Acanthisitta chloris (rifleman)
Lineage: Eukaryota; Metazoa; Chordata; Aves; Passeriformes; Acanthisittidae
Gene: PTTG1
Product: pituitary tumor-transforming 1
Exons: 5
Coding region: 1-561 (186 amino acids)
Biological process (GO): chromosome organization
Cellular component (GO): cytoplasm; nucleus
Source: RefSeq, a predicted model, not a curated record
AUGGCAACGCUGAUCUUUGUUGAUCCAGAGAAUGGUGAAGUUGGUCCUACUAAGAAUCAGCAAAAAUUCCCUGCAGGAUCUUCAAAAGGCUUAUCUGAAAAAACACAGGUUAAUACACCACUUCCUAAAAAAUCAAUCAGUACCUCUCCAGUUGCAUCUCACUCUGUCAGAAAGGCUCUUGGGAAUGUGAAUAGAGCUAAAGGAGUCUCGAGCAAGAUGGAUAAGAUAAAGCAGAAAAAUCAGCCUUGCACUGCAAACAAAGCUGGAGUAGAAAAGUGCAGUUCAGUGGCUGAAGAACAUUGGCCAGAAAUAGAAAAUAUGUUUCCCUAUGAUCCUCGAGACUUUGAGACUUUUGAUCUUCCUGAGGAGCACAAAGUCAGCAAUAUCGACCUGUGUGGUGUUCCUCUCAUGGUGUUUGAAAGGACAUAUGACAAAUGUAUGAACAUGAUUCCAUCACCUGUGAAGAUUGAAGAGAUUUCAUGGGAAUCCAACUUGCUGCAAUCAACUACUGACUUCCUUGCUACCCUGGAUGAGAUAAUUGACAUGCCACCACCAAAUUAA